AUGACAUGGAGUAGUGUUAUUGUCAUGAUUGUCAUUGUACUGUAGUAUAAAACAAAUUUAUAUUUAAUUAAUUUGUAUUUGAAAUGUAAAUUACUUUCUUUCUCGAUAAAAGACAUAACGUAGCUUUAUUUUUAGUACACUGGUGCCUAUUAAUAAAUACACAGCAAACUUCUUAAUCAGUAGCUAUGGACUUCUCGAAGAUAUGUCGUAUUUGUCUUGAUUCAAACAAACAAACAUUUGAUCUUUUCACUAGUUUUUAUGCUAAAAGGAACACCUUUUACAGCGAUAUGUUAACUGAAUGCACAAAAUUAAAGCCUCAUGAAAAGGAUGGAUUACCACGACAAAUAUGCAAAGAGUGUACAAGACAACUCAAACGAUCGUAUGCAUUCAAUAUACAAUGUGAAAAUAGUGAAAAGGAAUUAAAAAAUCAUAUGUUGACAAAACAAGUUGGUGAAUCUAAAAGUUUGCCAGACAACUGUGAUGAAACAAAUGAUAGGAAAAUGAAAAAUGAGGAAAUAAAACAUGAGGUGAAAUAUGAACUUAAUAGUGAUAUUGAAAACAAUACUCAUAACUCUAAUGUAACUAGAGAUAAUGAAAAAAAUAAUGACAUUAAAAGUGAACCAAAUUUUAAUGAUGCCGAUGACAGUUGCUGGGAUGCUGAAGAUAAUAUUCUGCUGAAAGAAAUAAGACCCAAUGUUGACACAAGUGAGCAAGAGUUGGACAAUGAAAAGGAAAAACCUAAAAAGAAAAGAGGAAGGAAGAAAAAAGAUGCAGACAGUAUAUCAGAUGCUCGUAAACCACAUCAAUGUGAUAUCUGUGGAAAAUUCCUCAGUACAAAAAGUAAUCUUAAAGCCCACAAGAUAUGCCAUACAGACAUGAGACCAUACAAAUGUACAGAGUGCCCUGCUACAUUCAGGGGGCACAGUGCUUUGUUCCAACACAAAAAGGUGCACAGUGGCGAUACUCCAUACCACUGUGAGUUCUGCUCUAAAAGAUUCAGCCGACGCACAGGGCUUGUCAACCAUGUACGAAUACAUACUGGUGAAAAACAAUAUAGUUGCGAUAUUUGCUUCAAAAGUUUCAUUCAGAGUGCACAACUGUCCAUACAUAUGAAAAGACACAACGGGGAUAAACCGUUUCUUUGUCAAGAUUGUGGAAAAGGUUUUCCAAUUAAGGCCGAUUUGAUGGUACACCAACGCAUUCACAAUGGUGAGAAGCCAUACUCCUGCACCCUCUGCACCAAGACAUUUGCUACUUCGGGUAACCUAUCCAUACAUAGGCGAAUUCAUAAUAAGGAAAUUAGGUACAAUUGUAAAGAAUGUAACCGUGGUUUCGUCACAUGCAGUGCGUACAGCGUGCACUUAAAACGGCAUAAAGGGCAAAGGGACUACUCAUGCGAGUGUGGCAAAACAUUCUACACUUCAUCAGCCCUCAAACAACACAAAAUAGUGCACACAGGCGAAAAGAAGUACCAGUGUAAAAUAUGCGAUCGGAAAUUCUCUCAAUGCAGCCAUUUGAGUCGACAUUUUAAAAGGGACCAUUUGAAAGCGAAUGCCCCAGUGCCUUCUUCUGAUCAUUAUAAAUUGGUAUUAGAUAAUGGAAGGAGUAAACUGUGGACUGUUGUAGAUGAUGCCAUACAAAAAGUACCACUUCACCAUAACCAUAAUGUAAACAUCGAAGAAAAGUUAACACAAACUCAUAUUUUAAAUGAAACAGAUAAAUGUAACGAGUCCUAGUGAUGUGCCAUGUAUUUUAAUUUACGUUUCAAUGCUGUAUUUUUAUUCUACCUCAAAAACAAAUGCGGUUUGAAAAAUGUAUCAUAUUAGUUCGGUUACCUAAUCUAUACGUGUUGAGAUAUCACUAACUCGACAGUUAUUAACCUGUAAAUUUAUCUUUAAAACACUAAGGCCUAACUUAUUUUAAGCAUAAUUUAUUAUUUGAGUUAUACACUAUUUUAAACAGUUAUAGCCUAUUUAUAAUUACAAUUAUUUUUUACUUUUUUUUUUUAAUAGAAGCUGAAAUCAGUAAUACAAUAGUGUUGUGUUACUCUAUUAAUAGACUGCAAAGAUCUGAUUAACGCCAAAAACUGUCAUCAUGGAUUUUAUUUUUGAGUAUAUUUAUUUAUUUUAUACUAGUGACUUGACCCAACUUUGCAUGGGUAGAUACUUGGUCAUUAACUCAUAAUACCGCUCCAGUGGCGUAAUUACGGUCUAUUAUAUGUGUAAGUGGUAUCUUCGUCUACUCUGCACAUCUUUAAUUUUUUAUUUAUUGAUAGGAUUUUACUCCCAUGUAUAUCAUAAUAAUAUUUAAGAAAAUUGUGAUCUUUUUGAUGAAAUAUAAAUAAUUGAGUAUUCAGAUUUUCUACUACAGGGCAAACAUUUAAAUAUCCUGUAAAAUUUGGUUUACACAAAUUUAAAACCGGUUGAACUGGGUGAAAAAAUAAUUAUGAUUGUAGUAUUACCUACAAUUUAUUAUAUUCUCUGUGAAUCUCUCUUUAUAUCUUUAUCUAUAAAGCAAUUUAUGGAAAUGUAUUUACUAACUAAUUCUGUUAACUUAGUUAAUUUAUUUAUUACCUACUUAUAAAAGGCUUUACAAGACUAUUAAAGCAACAGUUUUACAUUAAGUAUAUUUAAUUGAUAUUAUGCAUUAGCUAUCAUUGAGAAAACAAAAUUAAUGUUUUUGUUUUUUUGUUUUGUCUCAUAAC
This is a messenger RNA of Galleria mellonella (greater wax moth), 2704 nucleotides long. RefSeq names its product zinc finger protein 239-like. Gene Ontology annotation, molecular function: zinc ion binding. The record is from RefSeq and is a predicted model, not a curated record. The coding region runs from base 186 to 1736 and encodes 516 amino acids. NCBI's taxonomy places the organism in Eukaryota, Metazoa, Arthropoda, Insecta, Lepidoptera, Pyralidae. Gene Ontology annotation, cellular component: nucleus. The transcript has 8 exons.